Molecule: messenger RNA, 444 nt
Organism: Schistosoma rodhaini
Lineage: Eukaryota; Metazoa; Platyhelminthes; Trematoda; Strigeidida; Schistosomatidae
Source: the annotation of a GenBank genome assembly
AUGGCCUCGUGCUUUACCCACAGUGGCUUCGGCAUCAUCCUCUGUCAAAGCCUCUUAACCCGAAAAUUUACAAUUCUUUGGUCUUUUUCGCCAGCGUUUCAUCUAAGCUGUAGUUCUUUUUCGGCUUCCCGUCUUUUUGCAGGGUCCACCAGCGUUCACUCUCUAGAAAAGUUUACUGUUCUAAACUUAUAUAUGGGUCGUCGCCGAAGUAGUAACAAGCCUCCACCAAAGCGAAAAGCUAUUGUCCCACUUGACAAAGUGUUUAAUUGUCCGUUCUGCAAUCAUGGUCGAUCUUGUGAAGUUAUUUUGCAACGGGAUAACAAUAUUGGUUACAUUAAGUGUACAAUAUGUUUAGAAGACUUUCAGACUAAUAUAAAUUAUCUUAGCCAAGAGAUUGAUGUCUACAAUGAUUGGAUCGACGCUUGUGAAGAAGCAAACGCCUAA